CUCUGGAGCGGAUUUCUCGAAAUCCGGAAUGUCUUUGAAAUCAACUCCGUGUUACUACUGGCUCUCCACUGUAAGUAGGAAACUACAACGUAAAAAAAACAACCAAUCAUAAAGCAGUGCAUAUGUUUGUGGUUCUAAACUAACGCUUUGAUUGGCCGCUCGUCAGUGGGAGGUUUACACGCGUUAUCUCAAAGGUCACCAGCAUGGCGCUCUGCUUGUUGAAUAUACACAUCGCAUCUAUGAGCCGGCUCAGUGAUUUAUAAAUGAACUUCGGAAUUCGACCCACCAAAUUAUUAUUUUGCUGGUAAAUAAAAGGAUUAUUGUAGUAUAUUUUGUAGUUUUUGAACCAUGUCCAGUUCAAAUGUGUGGAGUCGCAGCAGAGCGAGAAUGAGGCUCUUCCCAGAGCUGUUGGCUCAGUGUUCAGGAGAGGCCGCUGCUUAUGGUAAAUGUGUGGCCUCUACAACCACUGGCAAACAGGAGCUGACCAAAAACAUGUGUGUCAAAGAAUUUGAAGCACUAAAAAGCUGCUUUCAAUCAGCUGCAAAAAAGGGAGUAAAGUGAAGAAGAUCAUGAAUAAAUAUCAUGUUGACUUGAUAUUUUGACCUGAGAUCAUUAUAAUUAGACAGUUAAACUCUUCUGAGGAUGAAUAUCUGUCUUUUUUCAAUAGUAGCUUUUGUCAUUUCUCUCUCUUUGUAAAUAUACAUAAAUAUAUAAUAAUGUGUUUCAGAUGGAUAAUUGUAUUGUGCAGAAAACCA
Messenger RNA from Cyprinus carpio (common carp), 755 nucleotides. It is a transcript of the gene ndufaf8, whose product is annotated as NADH:ubiquinone oxidoreductase complex assembly factor 8. Gene Ontology annotation, biological process: mitochondrial respiratory chain complex I assembly. The record is from RefSeq and is a predicted model, not a curated record. Lineage: Eukaryota; Metazoa; Chordata; Actinopteri; Cypriniformes; Cyprinidae. Gene Ontology annotation, cellular component: mitochondrion.